Molecule: messenger RNA, 1122 nt
Organism: Phytophthora sojae
Lineage: Eukaryota; Oomycota; Peronosporomycetes; Peronosporales; Peronosporaceae
Exons: 1
Coding region: 1-879 (292 amino acids)
Source: RefSeq, a predicted model, not a curated record
AUGCAAGUGUUCGUGCUGCCAUCACUGCGGAGGUUUUACGAGUUGAAGGGGCACACGGACGUGCCUACAACGUUUCGCAUUGCGAGGAGCUCCGAGUGGCCUGAACACUUGUGGGAUCAAUAUCUGGGCAGCACGGUAAAAAAUAUACGUCAACGGGGAGACUUCCGUGAACAAGUGAAGGGGGACCAGGACGAGCUGGAGCGACUGAAUUUCAGCGUUGGCCUGGCGCUAUCCAAUCACAAGCAUCGCGAGAAGGUGGUGCCGGCAAUUAAGGCAAGACCAGACGAGGCGUUGGGGCUUAUGCGGAAUGAUUCUGAGUGGAAGUGGAAUGAGCGAAUCAUGCCCGCUUUGGAGGCAUUUCACAGACUGAAUGAGCAUUGCCGAGUACCGCAAGCGUUCGUGGUGCCGUCGGAUGAACGCUGGCCAAAAAUGUCGUGGGGACUGAAAAUCGGUGAAGUCGUUAAAGGCAUUCGCUGUCGCGAUACGUACUCCACCCAGAGUUCGCGUGACAAGACUCGAUUGGUGGAGAUUGGUUUUGUGUGGGACUUCCAUGAAUCGGAGUGGAGCGAGCGCAUCAUGCCGGCUUUGGAGACUUUUCAUCGGCUUAAAGGCCAUUGUCGAGUGCCAAUUACAUUUGUGGUGCCAUCCGAUGAAGACUGGCCAAGACUGUCGUGGGGUCUGAGCCUUGGGAAGGCUGUCAGCAAAAUCCGCCAAGGCGCUUUCUUCACCCAAGUUUCACGAGACAAGAGUCGUUUGAAGGAGUUUGGUUUUGUGUGGGACUUCUAUGAAUCUGAGUGGAGCGAGCGCAUUGUAGUACCGCAAUCGUAUGUGGUGCCACAGGACAGGAUGAUAACUGGCCUGGACUGUCGUGGGGUCUGAAACUUGGAAUUAUUGUUAUGAUGAUCCGCCAAGGAUCAUGCUUUGGAGACUUUUUGUUAACUACGCGGUCAUUGUCGAGUACCGAGGUAUUUUCAGGUACCUGCGGAUGCCUCUUGGCCGACGCAAUCGCAUGGCCACAAGCUUGGUUUUGCAGUAUAUAAUAUUCGCAGCCGCGGCUCCUACUUUGACCAGAUUGCCCGAUCGAUGGACGCGUUGGAAGCAAUCGAAUUCGACUCGAUGACC